GAAGUUAACAAUUUGUCUUCACUACAAGAAGACAUCUCAAAAGUUCCAAAGUCUUGAUACUUCAGGACAAGGGUCCCUUUGGAUUCUUCUAACUUUUACAAGAGGACCCAUAAAAACAAAAAAGAGAAGAAAACCAACUCAUCCUAUAAUUAAUUUAAUUAAAGUUUACAUCUUUCCGGAAAGAGCUCCAACAAGUCAUUGAUAUUGGAUAGUGAUUGAUUCUUCUGCAGCCGUGUUCAACUUGAAUAAUAUACUAUAUUUGUGGCUGAUUUCCAUUUGCUAUACUAACUUCAGGACUCAAUAUUUAGAAAAAUAUUUAUACUGCAUUGAACUCUCUGGUCUAAUCCCAAAUCGGACAAAGAUUCUUGUGACAAAGUUUUGCUAGUUGUAUCAGACGAGAUGGCAGGUCCACAGUGUUGUUCAAACCCACCAGAUUUAAGCGCCAGUUCUGGAGGAGGCCGUGAAGAACACAUUGGAGGCCUCAGGAGUUAUGUUUCAGGCUCUGCUGAUUCCAAGAUUGCUGUUUUGCUUGUCUCUGAUGUAUUUGGGUAUGAGGCUCCAAAGUUGAGAAAGCUGGCGGACAAAGUCGCUGGAUUUGGAUUCUAUGCUGUAGUUCCAGAUUUUCUCCAGGGCGAUUAUGUGGAAUGGGGUGUGACGCCUAUUGAGGAGUGGUUGAAGAAACAUGGUCCAGAUCAAGCAUUCGAGCAUGCAAAACCAAUUAUUGAUGCUCUAAAAAGCAAAGGCAUCACUAAAGUGGGGGCUGUUGGCUUUUGUUGGGGAGCUAAGGUUGUUGUGGAACUAGCAAAGUAUGCCUACAUCAAUUCAGCAGUGCUCUGUCACCCUUCAUUUGUCACGAAGGAAGACAUUGAAGGUAUAGUUGUCUUUUCAGCUUCAUUUGUGGUAACGACAAUCAAUUCUUAUGGAGAUCAGUAUAUCUUCCUUCAUGCAUGGUAUUACUUGUCUCUACUAUGGAUGUCUUUUUCCAUUUAACCAUAAUUGCUGUAGCUUGUUAAAGCACAGCUGUCAGCUGCUUUGUCUGGUCAUUUAUCCAGAUGGUAGUUUAUCUUGAAUACAUAUUAGAUUUUGAGGCACGGUUGUCCGACUCUUACGACCUUUGGUUCUUGAAUUUCAUUAUUAAUUUACUUUCUGUUGUUUCUUCAGCUGUUAAGGUUCCAACUGCUAUAUUGGGAGCUGAGUUUGACCAGAAAUGGCCACCAGAAGUACUGAAAACAUUCGAGGAAGCGUUAAACGCAAAGCCUGAUGUAAGAAAUUAAGUCCUUAUGUCCAUUUUAAUAUCUGCCAUUAUGUCGAUGCUGUGCUAAUAGUUACUACCGAGUUUCUUGCAAUGAUAGUUACUACCUAGUUAUUACUCAUUGGAAUUUAUUCUGAUCUCCUCAUAGCUGAAAUUUUAUUUUUUUAAAAAAAUAAAUUUUCGAGCCCCUUCUACACGAUAAAGGAUGAUACUUGACUAUAGCUUGCCAAGUGACCAACAUUUUCGUUGUUUGGCAUGUUAAGCGAAAAGGCCUAAGCGGAUAGAAACUUUUUUUCAGGUUGAUGGUUUUGUGAAGAUAUUUCCAGGCGUUACUCAUGGAUGGACUGUCAGAUACAAGGAUGAAGAUGAAAAGGAAGUGAAGCUUGCAGAAGAGGCACACCAGGACCUGGUGAAUUGGUUUGUUAAGUACCUGAAGUGAAGUGUCAUGAAAAGACUGCAAGAAGCUAUUCCAUCUGUAACUUCUCCACCAGAAGGGGCUCCGUUUGGAGGAUGGUUAAUUUGGUUUACAUAGUUCCUUUCUUGAGAGUAUUUAAAUGGUGUACAUUGUUCAUUGGGGGAAGAAGCAGGGUUUUUUUUGGGAUGAGUUAGUGAAGUGAAUAAAUAAGUACUCUUUUCCAGAGUGAAUUGGCCAUGUACUAAAUGUAGAAUUUUACACAGAAGAUUACUGGGUGUAACUCCAGAUAAUUUCGAGCUUUUUCAUCCUAAUGUGCCAGAGCUCAACUUCAUUUUUGAUACCCUUUGAGUUUGACAUUGUUUAAAAUGCAACUUUUAUUGAAUUACAACUUCAAUAUCCCUAUUGAGAACUAUUGGUUUUGUAAGCUCAUACAGCUAAAUCAAAAUUUAUAAUUAUGGUGAAAUUCACUGUUCAGUCCUGAUGGUGAUCCGGCAUUAGCCUGACUAAUGUAAUUCUUCUGUAAUCUGUCUACUACAUCAACUGAGUACGAGGGAUGUAAUAUAAUAUGCC
Molecule: messenger RNA, 2237 nt
Organism: Oldenlandia corymbosa var. corymbosa
Lineage: Eukaryota; Viridiplantae; Streptophyta; Magnoliopsida; Gentianales; Rubiaceae
Source: the annotation of a GenBank genome assembly